Messenger RNA from Leishmania mexicana MHOM/GT/2001/U1103, 1308 nucleotides. RefSeq lists its product as hypothetical. Lineage: Eukaryota; Euglenozoa; Kinetoplastea; Trypanosomatida; Trypanosomatidae. The record is from RefSeq and is a predicted model, not a curated record. The coding region runs from base 1 to 1308 and encodes 435 amino acids. The transcript has a single exon.
AUGGGCGCCAUGCCAAUGACCGUGCUCUACCCGCAGUCGUACCUGCCCCACAGCGCGGUUCCCUGUCCCGCUCCAGGCUACGAGAGCAUGUUUGGCGGCUACGGCGCUGCGCCGGUGAUGAUGAUGGUCGCUGGAAACGCACCGUACCCAGUCAACGCACACUUUGGUCGUUCAGUCACACCAAUGUACUUUGCGAUGGAUCCGGUCAACAGUGCGGCACCGAUGGCAGUCGCGGCCGAUGCCGCCUCAGCUUGUGCCACGCCGAAAGCGAAGCUCGCGCACUCUGGCAGUGGGAACUCCCUCUCAACGCAGUCUUGCUACUCCGGGGGUGAGACACCGUCGCUUCUGAGCCGCAGCGCGGCCUCCAGCACCGCCAAGCAGCGCCUGCACCACGACGUCAACGUCUGGGGCUUCGCUCUCGUCGACCAACUCCACCCGUCAUUGCAGCGAAUUCCAGUACCGCUGUCGUGCUUGCACGAGCCGACAAUGGGCAUCAGUCUGUACGAUAACGACGUGAUGUCCAGCAGCACUCGCCCAUGCAAAAGCUCUGUGUGUCUCCUUCACGCGCAAGGCCUUGGCUGCGCAGAGGGCGCCCAGUGCCGUUGCUUUCACGUCUCCAACGCGUACCUGAUGCAGUGCCGCGCCACAUCGGAGUCGCUCUGCUGCGCAUUGCACAACUGCUACUAUUCGCAGGAGAUGCUCAGCGCCAACUGCGCUCCUCAUGUAUCCGGUCGCUGCUACGCACUGAGCCUCGACGAUCCCUCGAAGUUCCCCCAGGAUGGUGAGAAGCCCUACCUCAUCGACCUCUCCUUGCUGAACCUCAGCCUCACAGUGGGGCUGGAGACGCUGCCCUGCGUGAAUGGCGUGUACGUUGUCUCCUGGAAGAAGCAUGUAUGCCGCCUCAACAUGGAUGGGCUUUGUAAGUGGACCAAGGACUGCGGCCACAUUCACGUGUGCCGCCAGCUGACAAAGUUUCUGCAGGACGCUGAAACGCUCUCCAUUGUGAAGACGCUGCAGGAGAAGACAACGUCGAAGAGUUCCGCGGAGCUCUACCGUGACAUCAUCCUCAGCGAGAACACGCUGCGCUACGUGCGUUCUGCGGCCGCUCUUUCCCUUGUCGCCGCGCUGCUCGAAGCGGGAGAUGUGGAGGCGCUCAAGGCGCUGGCGAGGGCCAAGUGCGCCUUGUUGCCAUCCCAGAGCAAGGUACUGCAGAAACUCGGAAUCGCCCUGAGCGGCAGCGACUCGACUCGCAGUGUCACCGUGAGUCCGAAACUCCUCGUUCUGCUCACCCCUAAGGCCACCGAUUAG